UGUUGAAAAUGAUAAGCUUUGUUAUAGAGGCUUUUGUAUUGUACGCUAAGUCUAUUUUAAAGUAUGGUGUUAAGGUUUUUGUUUUCCAACAAACAAUAUUGUGAGCACAGCUGUUGAGGGACUAAAAUAAAUUGUGUGUGCAUUUCGUAGCAUGUGUCCAAAGUAGACCCUACCAGCAUCUUAAUUUACGUUAGGCUGACACCAUUGUUGCUAUUUGUCUCUUGUUUGUUUUUGUGUUUAUCUGUUACUGUCUAUUAGCAACACUCCAAAAGUAAACAAUAUUUACUUAUAAAGCUGUUAAAGAAAAUAUGUAUGUAACCUAGAAGUCAACAUAAAUGUGAUCAAUGUGUUUCUAAGCUGGCUCUGGAUUAUGUGAUUUCAAAGACAGAUAACUUGUCAAAUAUCCUUUAUGACAAAUAACAAAACUAACCAAGUUAUGUUUUCUUUUUUUUUUCAGGUUCACUUUAUUCAUUUGAAUGCCAAUAGAAGCUAUUCUUUCUUAUUCCAUAAACAUGAGAAUUAAAAAAACUACAUGGACUACAUGUGAGACAGACAUAUAUUACUAGAAGAUUUCCAAGAGGAAUGCCUCACACAUUGAUUUUGUUGUCUCCCCUUGCCAAGAGGGGAGGGAACUAUUGUACAAUCAAAAGAAUAAGAAAUCAUCUCAAGUCUAUUGGCUACAAGUGCCAUCUGGAGGACCCUAAACUGUUUCAGAACCAUGAUGAGUUUGUUCGCAUGGUGGAUGAAGAUAAUAUUGGAAUACUGAUCGGAAUACAUGCUCUUAGAACUGGAGCUUUUAUGAAAGAGAGUAACCUGCCUUACAUCGUCAUCCUUGGCGGCACAGACAUCAAUGAGUUCAGCAAAGACUCCCACUCCCUUGACAUCAUGACUGAGGUGAUCACAAAAGCCAAGUUUGUGGUGUGUUUUAGUUCAACUAUACGAGACAAGGCUCUAGCGCUAUGGCCAAAUAUCUCACUGUCCAAACUUGCCCUCAUUCCACAAGCUGUCCAUACCUGUGUGUCUAGUUUCAACUUGAUGAGUUACUUGUUCAGUCAACCAGAAGUCAAUAGUCUGAUGACCUCUUCCUUUCAAAAACCUGUAGUCUUCUCAUUGAUUGGAGGAAUUAGGCCAGUGAAGAACUCAACUUACCUAAUUCCUACUUUUCAAGAAUGGCAUGCAAGAGAUAAAAGAAUUUUGUUGCUGAUUGUGGGACCAAAGUUAGAUGAACACUACUGUUCUACUGUGUUUGAACCAGCUGUAAACAAGAGACCAGGAGUUGUGUACAUUCCAGGACUUCCAAUGGAAGACACCCAUGCCAUCAUGUCACAGUCAUUUGCUGUAGUCAAUAGCUCAGAUAGUGAAGGGAUGUGUCUAGCCAUACUUGAGGCUAUGCACAUUGGUGUACCAGUCCUUGCAAGAAAUAUACCAGGCAAUAAAGCAAUAGUACAGGAUGGUGUCACAGGUCUUUUGUAUGAUUCACCUCAGGAAUUCAUAGAGAAGGCCGAAUCUCUGACACAGUGUCCAGAUGCUUAUGUCACUCUGACGAAAAAUGCUAAGGAGUAUGUGCACACUUACCACAACCUGGAAGACGAGAGAAAAAAAUAUGUCUCUCUGGUGGAGUGUUGUAUAAAAGAUAUCCUGGCCAGCAUCUCAAGUGUUGCCAAGUCUGUCCCUGUACAUGGUGAUAUAACUGCAUGACGACAUAGCUAGGAUCUUUAAUGGUUACAGCUACUGACAAAACUUGACCCAGAAUGUAGAUUGCACAGAAUAUACAUUGUAUUUGUUAACAGCAGACUAAAUUGUUACAUCUGGAACUUUCAGAUAUUACAUAAUGCCAAAAAUCACACUUUUUAACCUUCAUCCCCGUUCUUACAAAUUGUAAUAAAACUCAAUUUCCACAACAAGAAAAUUCUAAUUUUACUAAAGAUUUAUUUAUUAAUUAUCAUUUUCCCAAAUUACAUUUUUCAACAUGGUAUUAAUAGAAGCUUUUGAUAAUGAUAUAUCCACCAAUUAGCAUCUGGAAAGUUUGGCGUUGAUGUAUUCAGUGUGUUUUCCCAUACACUGUACACAUACAUCAGAUGGUGCCAGAAAAGUCGGGAGUACCGUAUUCAUAAAAACCACAGAGUAUUUUUUCCAUUAUUUUUUUUUAAACCUAUAGAAUAGCCUUUACAUGAGGGUUGGAUCUGCAAACGUCAAGGGACUAUUGUACUUGUUGGUUUUUUUUUUGGAAUAAUUUUUGUUCUGUUAUAUAACAAAUUUUCAGACCCCCCAACUUCCCUCCUAUUAACAAAUCACAACAAAUUUCUUUACCCCUCUCUCCCCUUAGUUAUGUAAUGUCUGAAAGUUCUCAUAACUAAAUGUAAAAAAAAAAUUAUACCCCCCCCCCCCCC
This is a messenger RNA of Biomphalaria glabrata, 2390 nucleotides long. RefSeq names its product glycosyltransferase 1 domain-containing protein 1-like. The record is from RefSeq and is a predicted model, not a curated record. The coding region runs from base 583 to 1698 and encodes 371 amino acids. The transcript is spliced from 11 exons. Gene Ontology annotation, molecular function: glycosyltransferase activity. NCBI's taxonomy places the organism in Eukaryota, Metazoa, Mollusca, Gastropoda, Planorbidae.